AAUGAUAGAAAAAUAAUAAGUAAUAGUGACUAGUGAUAGAGGGGAUGAGAGCGCGAAUGAAAGCAGGACUUGUGCAAGAAACAAACAGAGACAGUGCUUCUCACUUUUCACACAGACGAAGCAAUCACUCCACGCCAAAAGCGCAAUUCAAUUACCCAAUUCACGACGACAUGUAAUACAACAAUCGCUUAUUUAAAUUUUGACAUUCAAAAUAAUCGGUUUCUGAAUUCCGUUCCGCUUGGCCAUGGCGUUGAGAAACGGCGGAAGAAAACUUUCCUUCGAGGUUCUUAGCCGAAGCGUUUCCCCUGAAGACGAAUCGGAUCCAUCUCAAGCCAACCGCAAGAAGCGCAAGCACCGAGCCUCCAAGAAGAAAAAGAAGCUUCUCGAUCGCGCCGAUUCCAUCGAUCCACUGCAUUCGAAGACGGACGCGCCGUUUGAGAACGGCUUAGCCUGCAACGGUUUCGAGCUUGACGCGCAUAGGUGCUUCGCUGUCGGCGGAAGCGUCGUCGUCUGCGAGGAGGUGCGUGAAGCGAGCGUGUGUGAUGUUGCGGAGGCGCGUGAGGACGGGACUGAUAUUCCGACGAGUGUGCGCGGUGGCAUAGAAGGGUUUAAUUUUGGGGAAUUGCGGCAGAGAAACGUGAAUUGCGGAAGUUCUGAGGAUUUAGUGGCUCCGGUGACGCGCGAUGAGAGUGCUAUUGGGAAGGACGAUGGUGAAGUGAAGGUGAGUCCGGUGGAGAAACCGACGAACGAGCCUGACAGGAAUGUUGUUACGAAGUUGGAGACGGUGGAAUCGUUGGAUUGGAAGCGUAUCAUGGCAGAAGAUCCGAAUUGUGUGUUUUCAGUGGAGAAGUCUCCUGUGAGGUACUUUUUGGAGGAAAUGUACAAUGGAAAUUCUCUACGGAGCACAACAAUUCUUGGCAAUGAGAAAGAACGAGAGAGAGUUUAUGACACUAUCUUCCGCUUGCCCUGGAGAUGUGAAUUGCUUAUAGAUGUUGGCUUCUUUGUCUGCUUCGAUUCAUUUCUUUCAUUAUUAACUAUUAUGCCAACAAGGAUCAUGAUGACCAUUUGGAGGCUUCUAAAGACAAGGCAGUUCAAGAGGCUGUCUACAGUGGAGUAUUCAGAUUUUGGCUGUUUCCUUAUUAUGUGUUGUGGAGUGGUUCUUUUGCAGCGAACAGAUAUCAGCUUAAUAUAUCAUAUGAUACGUGGUCAAGGAACCAUAAAAUUAUAUGUGGUCUAUAAUGUUUUAGAGAUAUUUGAUAAAUUAUGUCAAAGUUUUAAUGGAGAUGUGUUGCAAACAUUAUUUCUUUCUGCUGAAGGACUUGCAAGUUGCCCCCCUGAAAGCAUGAGAUUCUGGAUAUGGAGAUUUGUUUCUGACCAAGCUUUAGCUGUGGCUGCUUCAAUUGCUCAUUCUUUUAUCUUAUUAGCCCAGGCAAUCACUUUAUCAACCUGUAUAGUUGCUCACAACAAUGCGUUGUUAGCUUUACUGGUGUCCAAUAAUUUUGCUGAGAUCAAAAGCAAUGUGUUUAAGCGAUACAGCAGGGAUAACGUUCACAGUUUGGUUUACUUUGAUUCUGUAGAAAGAUUCCACAUUUCUGCAUUUAUCUUAUUCGUUUUGGCUCAAAAUAUUCUGGAGGCAGAAGGUCCCUGGUUUGAAAGUUUUCUUAAUAAUAUCCUCUUGGUUUAUGUAUGUGAAAUGAUCAUUGAUAUUAUCAAGCAUUCAUUCAUUGCUAAAUUCAACGACAUUAAGCCCAUUACAUACUCUGAGUUCCUUGAAGAUCUAUGUAAACAGACUCUAAAUAUGCAAACUGAAGGUGCUAAGAAAAACCUGACUUUUGUCCCCCUUGCUCCAGCAUGCGUGGUUAUUCGAGUUCUCACUCCAGUAUAUUCUGCAAACCUUCCUCACAAUCCCCUUCCAUGGAGAAUUUUCUGGAUUCUUCUAUUUUCAGCAAUGACCUAUGUUAUGCUCACAAGCCUCAAGGUUCUCAUUGGCAUGGGCCUACAGAAACACGCCACUUGGUAUGUUGAUCGCUGCAGAAGGAGAAAACACCAUCUUCAUGCAGAUUAAUUUUGAAGGGAAAAUAUUGCUGUCUUGAGUUAAUGUUCUCUACUGCCCAAGGAUUCCUCCGCUUAUGCCCCGAGUGCAUUUAUUGAAAGAGCCCAGGGAGAUAAUGAUGCCUUGAGUCUUGAAUCAUCAUCGGUGAGUAUAACAUACGAGAAAAACUUUUUGGUUUAUAACUUGAAGGUGAACCUAUAGAUGGUUUCUCCUUUCAAUUUUGAUGGCAAGAUAUAGUUUGAUGAUUACAGACAGAAUAAGAAUAGGAUUAUAGGCUGCAUAGUUGCGAUGGAUAGUAAUCACUUCUCUUUUCCUUUCCCUUGUAAUCAAGUUAGGCCAACUCAAUAAAAAAUUACAUUUUUUUUUCACUUUUUUUAAAACAACUUUUAAUAUCGGCACUUCUCUACAUUCUUCCUCAAGUCGUGUUGAUUCC
Messenger RNA from Abrus precatorius (Indian licorice), 2486 nucleotides. RefSeq names its product protein POLLEN DEFECTIVE IN GUIDANCE 1-like. Gene Ontology annotation, biological process: maintenance of protein localization in endoplasmic reticulum. The transcript has 11 exons. Gene Ontology annotation, cellular component: endoplasmic reticulum membrane. Bases 245 to 2065 code for a protein of 606 amino acids. The record is from RefSeq and is a predicted model, not a curated record. Lineage: Eukaryota; Viridiplantae; Streptophyta; Magnoliopsida; Fabales; Fabaceae.